This is a messenger RNA of Didymodactylos carnosus, 234 nucleotides long. Lineage: Eukaryota; Metazoa; Rotifera; Eurotatoria; Philodinida; Philodinidae. The record is from the annotation of a GenBank genome assembly.
AUGGCCGAUUAUUAUAAAUCGGAUUAUCGUGAAAUUAAAUAUGGAGAAUUUACAAAACAUUUAUUACUCCCAUCUUCUACACAACAAGCAAUUACCUAUAAAGCACUUGAAUCAUUAACUUCAUCUAGUCAAGAUUCAGAUGAUAUUAAAAAUGUCAAAGAUAUUUAUAUGAAUAAGCAAGUUAAAUCAUCUUUGAUUAAUAGAAAGGAAGUAAAUGAAAAGAAACAUCAUCAU